AUCUGUAAUCAAAUUAUGGUAAAAUCCAGGGAUGAGGAGCUGGCAACAGAAGUAGCAUGGGUGGUUGUGUAUCUUUCAGCCCUUUCAAAUGUUGCUUUCAGCAUGUUGGUGAAGAGUGAUCUCCUUCAAUUACUUGUGGAAAGACUGGCAACAUCAAAUAGUUUGCAAUUGCUCAUUCCGGUACUGCGUAGUCUAGGUAAUCUUGUUGCCGGUGAUGCUCACACAACUAAUGUUCUUGUUGCUGGACAUGGAAUCACAGAUAAUGUCAUAGCAGCUCUAAUUAAAUGUCUGAAAAGUGAGCACCGGGUAUUGAAGAAGGAAGCAGCUUGGGUGCUAUCUAACAUAGCAGCUGGUUCCAUUGAACACAAGCAGUUGAUUUAUUCAAGUGAAGCUGUACCAUUGUUACUGCGACUACUUUCAACAGAACCGUUUGAUAUAAGAAAGGAAGUAGCAUAUGUUUUAGGUAACCUCUGUGUUGCUCCUUCUGAAGGUUCCGGAAGGCCAAGUUUGAUUCUGGAUCACUUGGUUUCCCUUGUCAGUAAAGGAUGCCUUCCGGGUUUUGUAGAUUUGGUCAGGUCUGCCGAUACUGAGGCUGCAAAACUAGGACUUCAAUUCAUGGAGCUGGUCUUAAGGGGGAUGCCAAACAGCGAGGGUCCAAAGCUUGUUGAGAGAGAGGAUGGGAUCGAUGCCAUGGAAAGAUUCCAAUUUCACGAAAAUGAAGAGCUUCGAAACAUGGCUAAUGAACUGGUUGAUACAUAUUUUGGGGAGGAUUAUGGGCUCGAUGAGUAAAAGGAGAAUUGUGAACCGAGUGACUGAUCCCAUCUCCCACUCCCAUGUACGCAAUUGGCGCACAUUGAGUUGGCCUCAUCUUUUGUGCAAGUUAAAAUCAAUCAUAGAAUUUGCCAAAUGUUUGUUCAUAGUUUUGACCGUGAAGACAAAAAGUUCAGUCUUGUAAACUUUGGUGUAAGCAUAUCAGCUAAAGCGGUGUUGAUUAUGUUGAUUAUGUAUCCUCCGGUAUACGGUAGUGUUGUAAGAAACUGUCAUUGUUCUUGGCAUGUGUCCUAUUGUGGAAUUGUAUUUUCGGCUGAAGAUUAUAAGAUCGAAGACGAACAGUCCAGCUUGUGAUCAUCUUGACGUUUUGACGGGAAAAAUGGGCUUGCUUUGUUUU
Messenger RNA from Camellia sinensis, 1168 nucleotides. Lineage: Eukaryota; Viridiplantae; Streptophyta; Magnoliopsida; Ericales; Theaceae. The record is from RefSeq and is a predicted model, not a curated record.